CUGUCCGCGGCGUCCGGGCCAUCGGCCGCCAGCAGCCAUGCAGGGCGCGCGGGCCUGGCGGUGCCGCGGCCUCUUGCUGACCCGCGCUGCGCCGGGCCUCGCCGCGAGCCGCAGGUCUGAGAGGUUGGGGGAGACUAACCUGGCAGGGGGCCCCCAAUGAGCCACCUUUCUUCACCCCCCCAAAAACACAAGGGAGAGCGCAAAGGCCACGGUCUCCCCCGUGGUUCAGAAAGGGGUAGCUCCUCCCGGGACAAGGACCGAAGCGUGACGGUCAGUAGUUCAGUGCCCAUGCCGGCUGGAGGGAAGGGGAGCCGGACUAACUGCUCUCAGCCCACACCCCAGAAAGUCCCCAACCGCCUGAUCAGUGAGAAGUCACCGUACCUCCUGCAACAUGCCUACAACCCUGUGGACUGGUACCCCUGGGGGCAGGAAGCCUUCGACAAGGCCAGGAAAGAAGACAAGCCAAUUUUCCUUUCAGUGGGGUAUUCCACCUGCCACUGGUGCCACAUGAUGGAGGAGGAGUCCUUCCAGAACGAGGAGAUUGGCCGCCUGCUCAAUGAGGACUUUGUCAGCGUGAAGGUUGACCGGGAAGAGCGGCCCGAUGUGGACAAAGUGUAUAUGACCUUUGUGCAGGCCACCAGCAAUGGUGGGGGCUGGCCCAUGAGUGUGUGGUUGACUCCCAACCUACAGCCCUUUGUGGGGGGCACCUAUUUCCCCCCUGAGGAUGGCUUGACCCGAGUUGGCUUCCGCACAGUGUUGAUGAGGAUACGGGAGCAGUGGAACCAGAACAAGAGUACCCUGCUGGAAAACAGCCAGCGUGUCACCGCAGCUCUGCUGGCCCGGUCGGAGAUCAGCAUGGGUGACCGCCAGCUGCCACCCUCUGCUGCCACCAUGAACAGCCGCUGCUUCCAGCAACUGGACGAGGGCUAUGAUGAGGAGUAUGGCGGCUUUGCCGAGGCCCCCAAGUUCCCCACGCCAGUGAUCCUGAGCUUCCUGUUCUCCUACUGGCUCAGCCAUCGGCUAACUCAGGAUGGCUCUCGGGCCCAGCAGAUGGCCUUGCACACCCUGAAGAUGAUGGCCAACGGGGGCAUCCGAGACCAUGUGGGGCAGGGCUUCCACCGCUACUCCACGGACCGCCAGUGGCACGUCCCCCACUUUGAGAAGAUGCUGUAUGACCAGGCACAGCUCACGGUGGCCUAUUCACAGGCCUUCCAGAUCUCUGGUGACGAGUUCUACUCCGAAGUUGCCAAAGGCAUCCUGCAGUACGUGGCUCGGAACCUGAGUCACCGGUCUGGAGGCUUCUACAGUGCAGAGGACGCGGACUCACCCCCGGAGCGGGGCAUGCGGCCCAAAGAGGGUGCCUUCUACGUGUGGACAGUCAAAGAGGUCCAGCAGCUCCUCCCCGAGCCCGUGCUGGGCGCCACCGAGCCUCUGACCUCAGGCCAGCUCCUCAUGAAGCACUAUGGGCUCACGGAGGCCGGCAGCAUCAGCCCCAGUCAGGACCCAAAGGGGGAGCUGCAGGGCCAGAACGUGCUGACCGUCCGGUAUUCACUGGAGCUGACUGCUGCCCGCUUUGGCCUGGAAGUGGAGGCCGUACGGACCUUACUCAACUCAGGCCUCGAGAAGCUUUUCCAGGCCCGGAAACAUCGGCCGAAGCCGCACCUGGACAGCAAGAUGUUGGCGGCCUGGAACGGACUGAUGGUGUCUGGCUUUGCUGUGACCGGGGCUGUCCUGGGCCAGGAGAGGCUGAUCAGCUACGCCAUCAGUGGUGCCAAGUUCCUGAAGCGGCACAUGUUUGACGUGGCCAGUGGCCGCCUAAUGCGGACCUGCUAUGCAGGCUCUGGGGGGACCGUGGAGCACAGCAACCCGCCCUGCUGGGGCUUCCUGGAGGACUACGCCUUCGUGGUGCGGGGCCUGCUGGACUUGUACGAGGCUUCACAGGAGAGCGCGUGGCUCGAGUGGGCUCUGCGGCUGCAGGACACGCAGGACAGGCUCUUCUGGGACUCCCGGGGUGGCGGCUACUUCUGCAGUGAGGCUGAGCUGGGGGCUGGCCUGCCCCUGCGUCUGAAGGACGACCAGGAUGGUGCAGAGCCCAGCGCCAACUCCACGUCGGCCCAUAACCUGCUUCGGCUGCACGGCUUCACAGGCCACAAGGACUGGAUGGACAAGUGUGUGUGCCUGUUGACCGCCUUCUCUGAGCGCAUGCGCCGUGUCCCCGUGGCGUUGCCUGAGAUGGUCCGCGCCCUCUCAGCCCACCAGCAGACCCUCAAGCAGAUCGUGAUCUGUGGAGACCCCCAGGCCAAGGACACCAAGGCUCUGUUGCAGUGUGUCCACUCCAUCUACAUCCCUAACAAGGUGCUGAUUCUGGCUGAUGGGGACCCCUCGAGCUUCCUAUCCCGCCAGCUGCCUUUCCUGAGUACCCUGCGACGGCUAGAAGACCAGGCCACUGCCUACGUGUGUGAGAACCAGGCCUGCUCGAUGCCCAUCACCGAGCCCUGUGAACUACGGAAACUGCUACAUCAGUGACUGCCUCCCCCACCUCGGGCUGGGGCAGAAGGUGGAGCUUCCCAGCCGGCCAGAGACUCAGGCCCUGCAGGGCCCUGCAGAACCUGCGGCCACCCUUGAGCACACUGUCACCAGGUGACCUCGGCCAUCCUCGCUGACCCACCUUGGGCACUCACUUACCCUGGAAUAAACCUAACAGCGUCCUGCGGGAACGUCAGGGCCUCAACCUUGCUUAUAAGAGAGGGGCCUCGGGCUCCAGCAUGGGAGCCAGCAGCCCAGAGCCCCUUUUCUGGGAGCCCCUAGCUGCCCCCUCUGCCUCCUUGGAUUCCUCUUUCACCUUCAAAGGUCACCAGGCUGACUCUGCCCCGCUCUAUGGACAUGGCAACCUGAGUGAAGCUGAGGUCAGGGGACCAGUAAUGACCACCAGUGGUGGGGGUGUGUACUUGCACGGGAGGGGAAAGGCCUAUCCUUGCCCUCAGGAAGGGUUAAGAAAGGGGCCUGCCCUCCCUUCCUAUGGUCUCCUCCAAUUUUAAGCUGGGGAAGAGGCGGGGGAUGCUUCAUAUAAGCUUUUAUUUUUCAUGAAAUUUGCAUAUGUUCUGGUCCAUUAUGGGAGCCGCUCUUAUCAGGACCAAGGACAUUUCUUUUGGGGUAUCUGUCCAGCUCCCAGCCUUCCUGCAGGAGGUCAUAUGGUCCAUCCCCCUGCCCUCACUUAAGUCCAGGGAAAGAGUUUUCUUUCAUUUGGAGCAUCUGUUGGGUUGGAAGUCCUUCUCCAAACCUGAGUCCUUCCUGCUGUAGGGAAAGCCUCUGCCUUCCUGUGAUCUCCUCCUGUUCCCUCAAUGUUGGGAGAUGCUCACAAGCCCCAUCCUUGGCACCCAACAUCUUCAUAGGCCCUGGAAACCCCAUCUAGUUUUCACCAGGGGGAGGGGACUGGGAAGCAUGCUUUGGGAAGGGCAAGUGUAGGAUAAUGGGGCUGCCCCCCAACCCUGGGCCCUUUGGGGGUCUGAUGAGCCUAGGCACCCUUGUAGCCCCAGAGCCAAGCAGUAGAGAGAGCCAGAAGAGGCCGCUAGAGAUGAGAUCUGAAUGGGGCCACUGCUUGUGGGGACAUCAGCAGUGGGGAGGAGCGGGGCUGGAAGGAGCUGGGAGACUGGACUGAAUCACUCCAAGGUCUGCUCAGGACCACAGCCACCCCCUGCACACUGUCAAUCAUAGCCACAUAUGGUCAACGGGACCCAGGUCUGGGCAACUGGGCCCUUGGUGCAAGCCACCGGCCCAUCUGGGGAGGAUUAGGGCUCCAGCCAACAAGGUAAACUGUCCCCUUUCUGGCUGGACCCUGCUCAGCCUGGCCAGGAAGUCUGGGGGCUGGGCAAGCAGAGCCUGAUCUGGGGGGCAGUAAGGAGGGAGGGUGGAGCAUGGUGAAGCACAGGUAGCCUUUUUGGCAGCCCCAGCCCUGGCUUUGGAAAGGUCUAGGCAGUUUGCAGAGUCCUCUUGCCUCAGUCGUCCCAUUGACCCUCAUGAAUGAGGUGGCAAGGCAGGUACCUUUGGCCUCAUAUGGAUAGAUGUUCAAGGCUCAGAGAGGGUAAGAGCCUGGCCUGAAACCGCUCAACAUAUCUCAUUCUUUCUGGGGUCUUCAGCGUGCAGUAAAGACCACUAAGGCUUCCUCUUCCCCCAGGAGGUCCAGCUGUGAAGGAGGGUGCUUUUGGUGUUUUCUGCCCCUCCAUCCCGUCUUCCUUCUGCUCUGUGUCUCCUCUUUUCCAUCCCCUGGUAUCAGGCAUGUGCCUGACAAUGGUAUUUAGUAAACGGGUUCAGAGGAAGGAGUUAGGGCCUUAAAGGGUUAUUUCUCUUGGGAGUGCUUGCAUUUUCUAAAGAGGGCAGGGCUGAGCAUUAGUCUUGCUCAGAUGUGGGGUUUUAAGUCUUCAGCCUCUCCUCUCCUUUGCUGGUCCCUCUUGUUCUGCUGGUAUGCUCCUUGUUCUGCUGGUAGGACUGUCCUGGAGGAGCUGUGGGCCAGGGCCGUUGGAGACAGGGCCUCAUAGUUUGGGCAGUCACUUAAGUAAUUUCAUCACCUCCUGGAGCCUCAGUUUCCUUAUCUAAAAAAUACCACCCAACUCCCAGCUCCCACCCAGCCACCAACUCCCAGGGCUGUGAGUUGACUAAAUAGGACAGUGUAUCAUUGCUGAGCAGAGAGCAUCACCUAUGGGAAGAUUCUCUUAGUUCCUGAGGGAGCCAUACUGGCUGUGAGGGACGUGUAAAUGGGAGCGGGCUGGAGGGGCUGGUGGAGCAGGACCUAUAUGGGUGUUCUCCCCUAAAAUCAGAGGAGAUCUUAGACAACUCUUAGACCAGCUGCGACCCAAAGAAAGGAAUUUCUUAUCCCUCCCAUUCCCCCUGUCUGCCUGAGGUUAUUUAUUCAUCUAACAGAGAUUUAUUAAGCACCUACUAUGUGCCAAACUGGUGAGCAAAAUGGAAAUAGCCCCUGCCCUCAGGGAACGUAGAGCCUAGAGGGGAAGAGAACCAUUUCCUACAAAUACAGACAUAAGCCUGGGCUGGGCCAAGUGCUCUGUCUGAGGUUAUGGACUCUGGUCUGAUCCAGAACUGUGUCCUCAGAACCUUGGCGCUUAGUAGGCACU
Molecule: messenger RNA, 5126 nt
Organism: Balaenoptera acutorostrata (minke whale)
Lineage: Eukaryota; Metazoa; Chordata; Mammalia; Artiodactyla; Balaenopteridae
Gene: SPATA20
Product: spermatogenesis associated 20
Exons: 17
Coding region: 157-2526 (789 amino acids)
Biological process (GO): carbohydrate metabolic process
Source: RefSeq, a predicted model, not a curated record